Diprion similis is the source of this 881-nucleotide messenger RNA. RefSeq names its product protein jagunal (gene jagn). The record is from RefSeq and is a predicted model, not a curated record. Gene Ontology annotation, cellular component: endoplasmic reticulum membrane. The transcript is spliced from 4 exons. Lineage: Eukaryota; Metazoa; Arthropoda; Insecta; Hymenoptera; Diprionidae. The coding region runs from base 226 to 804 and encodes 192 amino acids. Gene Ontology annotation, biological process: vesicle-mediated transport; endoplasmic reticulum organization.
GUCUAACUCUUUGGUCUAACUAUUCGUUCAUCCCAAGCGUGGAUAACGUGGAAGCUGGCGUGUCUUGGGUGGAUUACGCGGUUGAAGUACGAGGGUUACGAAGAUGGCUGCGAGUGUUUAAAAAUAGUCGUGUCCUACCUGAAAACUUUUUGGCAAAGACAGGCUGCACGAGUUUUUGAACUAAAUUAGUAAUCGGAGGUACACAACGUUCACUCACGGAAUAAUAUGGCUUCGAAAUUAACCGCAUCUCAGGCCUUGGGCACAGAUGGUACUGAUUUUUUACACAGACAACGAAUCGCCGCACAGUAUCAAUUCAGCGCAAUGAAUAAGUCCAGAUUAAAGUAUUGUAUAUUUUUCCACUAUUUACUAUUUUUUGUAAUGCUGGCUAAAUUAUCCGCUGACAUACUUGAUCACUUGGAUAUAUUUGUGUUGGAAAUUGAAGAGCUACAAAUACCACAGCCUCUUUGGUGGGAAUACAUAUGGUGCGCAAGCUUAUUACUUUCAUUUUUAGCCUUAUCUGCCAUACGCUACAAUAGGAUUAAGACAAUACAGAGGUAUAUGUUUGGAAUCGUGGUACUUGGUUACGGACCACUCAUCUAUGGUGUAGUCUACUACUUCAAGGAUGUCUGGACUUAUUUGACUAAAAACGACAAAGAAAAUAUACAACUUUGGCAGGGAAUGCCAUAUGGAUUAUUAUGGUACGCGUUUCUGCUUCUUGCAUCUCAAGUACAUUUCUUUUCGUUAUACUUUUCCUGGAAUCUCCAGUCAGCUUGGAAAGCUCGUGGAUCGAGAAAAACCGAGUAAAGAUAUGUUCAAGGAGUUCCAGUGAGUACGAAAAAAAGGGAAAGUGAAGGAUUUGGCAGAAGAAAGUGCGAUGAAGA